This is a messenger RNA of Drosophila teissieri, 2375 nucleotides long. RefSeq names its product anaphase-promoting complex subunit 5 (gene ida). The record is from RefSeq and is a predicted model, not a curated record. Gene Ontology annotation, molecular function: protein binding. Gene Ontology annotation, cellular component: anaphase-promoting complex. Gene Ontology annotation, biological process: protein K11-linked ubiquitination; anaphase-promoting complex-dependent catabolic process; positive regulation of mitotic metaphase/anaphase transition. Bases 2 to 2335 code for a protein of 777 amino acids. NCBI's taxonomy places the organism in Eukaryota, Metazoa, Arthropoda, Insecta, Diptera, Drosophilidae. The transcript is spliced from 2 exons.
GAUGAUUUUGUGUUUACAUUUUGCCGGCAAAUCGAAAACUGGAUUUAAAGGCCUUAAAUUAACCAUGAAUCUGUUCGAGGAGCUGGACACCUUGGACCCCUCCUUCAAAAUCGAGCCUCCCCGCAUCGAGACGCCCACGGCGCAUAAGAUAACCGUGCUGAUACUGCUCAAACAGUAUGUGAUUAACAAAAAGUCCUGUUUGGAUACUGGGAUAUCCAUGCGCACCCAGCGACGGCGCAUGUUCUAUAUGCUGGUAUUCAAACUCGUCCAAGAGCCGGAUAAGAGUUACAAUGAGCUACAUAGUUUGUUGACCACAGGGAAAUACAAACUGGAUACACUGAUGCUGGAAUCCUUUGAAAAAGCCAUGUCCGAGUUUUGUGCGGGCAGCAUUGAGGCUUUGUUUGACUUCACGGAGAUCCAGAACAUCGACGAGAUCCUGAACGAAAACUACGGCAUCAGCCAGUUCAGCAUGGUGGGCGUCUAUGUGCGCAGAGUGGGCGUGGUGUUGGAGCGCCUCAGCUUCCCUGAGAUGAUGGAUAUGUACAAGAACAUAUGCUCUUAUUACGAGAGAGGAGUUCGAGCUGCUGCCUCUGGUUCCAGAAUGGCCGUAGCCGGAGGUAUUCUGCACAGGGAGGAGACUCCUCCUCCCAGUUCCAUAACAGAAAAACCUGCGGAUCCGGAAACUAAGAAAAAAGUGGAGGUCAUAGCUCGUAUUGCUCAAGAACGCAAUCCCCUGAGCAAAUGGGCGCCCAAACAGGCCAAGUUCUUCAUCAACAAACAGUCGGAACUGCUGGAGAACAACGAACGUAAGGCUUUGCCGCCCUUGGAACUCCAAAAGAAGGUGCAGGAGAUCAUACACGACCUCCCACUCAUAACUACACCCUAUUUCCUUGGCUACAUGAAUCAGUUGAGAGUUAGGGAUUACUACAAUGCUCUAUCUGCGCUUCACAGAGCAUUGGACAGGAGCCCCGUGCGGCUGAUGAGCCAGGAGAAGGGCUACCAGUAUUUUUGCGUCAAUCUGGCGGUGCUACAUGCCACCUUUGGUCAUCGGGAUGAAGCGCUAGCAGCGCUCAGGGAAAGCAUAAUGCUGGCCCAGGAGCACGGCGACAAGAGGAGCCUCAACCUUGCCAAUACUUGGUACUGCUUGCUCAGGGAUGAGCUUCCUUUGUCCGCUGUUCAAAAGAGCGUGCAAGAUGCCAACGAAGUGGAUGGAUCCCUGCUGCAGAACUACACCUUAGCCCUGCAUUUUGCUGUUAAACUAGGAACAGUGGCUGGCUACCAACCACUAAGGCUCUUUGAUCUCCUGCAGCACAGCGACAAUCUCACUAAUCGCAACAACUUUGCCGACCACGCAUCAGAGGCUCUGGCUUUGAGGAGUGCCGUUUGGUCUGCUUACGGAAGGCAUGAGCUAGCUGCUUUGUACGGCCAAGUGUUAUUGGCAGCCAGAGACAGGUUCGGCAGUGGAUCGGCCAGCUUGGGAAGCGCUUUGGCCAGUUACGCCCUGUGGCUUCAGUUGCAGGGAGAGCCCCAACUAUCCAAAGUACUCCUGCAUCAUGCUAAAGAGCGUUUUCCGCGAUUGCCCAGCGCCGAGGGUUGGAUGAUUAGCCAGUGCCAUGUGGUCAUUCAGGCGGGAAUCUACCAGUGUCGCUGGCAUGAUGCUUUGAAAGCUUGCGAUCAGCUUUAUUUGCUCGAUCCUUCCGACUCCAUAUUCCAACGUGCUUCCAUAUACGUGGCCAAGCGCGAGUUUUUCAAUGCCAGGCGCCUACUGGACAAGCUGGCCUUGCAGGAUAACUUACCCUUCCUUCUGAGAAUGAGGGUACAAGUUCUGCUUGGUUAUUGUGGCAUGGCGGAGGGUCGUUUCUCAAGUGCAACUACCAUGCUCUUGCUCCGUGUGGCCGAGGAAAUGUCCGAGUCUCAGAUGGAUUACGAAUUGGCCCUGGUGGAUCUGCUCUUGGCCCAGCAACUUUUGCUCCUCGGAAUGCCGCAGAAGGCCUAUCAGGCAAUUAAGCGCUGCAUGCACGACAUUCACAUCAAUGGUGGUCUAUAUGAACGGGCAAAAACGGAUUUCGUGUUUGUUCGCUGCCUCUUGGCCAUCAAUCAAAAUAAUGUGGAGGAACGAAAAGCACAGCUCCUCAAAUCUCUAGAGAUUCUCGAGCGUGCAGCCCAAUCAUUCAAGAAACUCUCCGCCCAUGCGAAAGUUUUGGAUGUGUAUGUGUUCCUUGCACAGCGAUUUAACGAAUUUGGAGAGCGGAAUUUAAGGAACAAGUACGCGGGCGAGUUCCGCCGGUAUUUUACGGAUCAUCCGAUUCCAAGGGAAUAUCUGGGAAGUCCUUAGUUUCAGUCUGUUGUUAAUCUCUAAAUAAACUUAUUCCUAC